Molecule: messenger RNA, 1641 nt
Organism: Penicillium roqueforti
Lineage: Eukaryota; Fungi; Ascomycota; Eurotiomycetes; Eurotiales; Aspergillaceae
Exons: 9
Coding region: 1-1641 (546 amino acids)
Biological process (GO): amino acid transmembrane transport
Cellular component (GO): membrane
Molecular function (GO): L-amino acid transmembrane transporter activity
Source: RefSeq, a predicted model, not a curated record
AUGGGUCUUCCAUCUCCCGUACGGGAAUAUACCGAGUCGGUCCCUCAAUAUGAGACCAGCGACAGUGAUAGCCUACAGUAUACCACCGAGGUCGGUGGGAACACCCCCAAGGCCACAUACCAGGAGGCCUCGGGAGCGCCCGUUGAGGUUAAUUCCCCGCUGGGGUAUUCGGUCGGUUGGGUUACAGUGGUUUUCCUGAAUUUGAGUAAGAUGAUCGGAACGGGAGUCUUCUCAACGCCGUCGACCGUCCUCAAAGGCGCCGGCUCGGUUGGUCUCACGUUGUUUUAUUGGGUUAUUGGGUAUUUGAUGGCCUCUAGCUCGCUAUCGGUCUACAUGGAAUUCGCAUCGUCUUUCCCCAGUCGGUCCGGCUCGGAGGUUGUCUACUUGGAACAAGCGUAUCCCCGACCCAAGUACUUUUUCCCUACUGUGUUUGCGAUGCAGACGGUGCUUUUCUCGUUUAGCAGCAGCAAUGCCGUUGUACUGGCCCAGUAUCUCUUCAAACUUGCGAAUUCGGACUUCACCCCAUGGAAAUUGAAGGGAGUCGCUGUGGCUUGCUAUACUGUUGCAGUACUGGUUCUGGCAUUUCACACCAGAUGGUCUUUGCGACUGGCAAAUGCAAUCGGGCUAGUCAAACUGCUGACAUUGGUAUUCAUUGCGAUAACUGGCUUGGUGGUUCUCGGAGGUCAUACCUCAGUGAAAGAUCCAAAAGCAAAUUUUAGGUCUGCCUUUGAGGGCAGUAAUGCCGCGACAGCCUACGGAGCAACCAAUGCAUUGACCAAGGUCUGGUUCUCUUUUGCAGGCUAUGAGAAUGCGUUCAAUGUCGUCAAUGAAGUCAAGAAUCCUACCAAAACCUUGAAGUGGAGUGCGCCGCUCUCGCUGGGGGUGACGGCAAUUCUGUACGUGCUGGCCAACAUUGCCUACUUUAGUGCUGCAAGCAAGGAAGAAAUUCUAGAAUCGAAGGUCGUCGCGGCUGGUGUCUUUUUCGAGAAGGUAUUCGGAACUGGUGGUGCGGCAUCCGCUUUGAAUUUCCUUAUCUGUGUGAGCGCUUUUGGAAACCUGCUUGCCGUGCUUCUUGGACAGUCUCGCAUGCUGAGGGAGUGUGGAAGACAAGGUGUUUUGCCAUUCACUUCUUUUUGGACGUCGACGAGACCGUUUGGAACACCGCUCGGUCCAUACUUUGUGAAAUGGGCAUUCACCGUGUUGAUGAUCCUAGCACCGCCUGCUGGUGAUGCCUUCAAUUUCGUGGUGGAUCUCGGAGUCUACGCCACGACAAUCUUUGGUCUGCUACUCACAAUAGGCCUGGUGAUCAUUCGAGCUCGUCGUGCACGCCUCAACCUGCCAAAACCUGAAUACAACGCCUGGCACGUUUCAGUGGCAUUUGCAAUUCUUUCGAAUCUGUACAUGGUCGUAAUGCCAUGGUACCCGCCCAGUACUGGGGCGAAUGGAGGCGAUGUGAGCUUCUGGUAUGCAACAUAUUGUGCGGUUGCUCUUGGAAUUGUCGGUCUGUGUGGAGUCUACUAUUAUGUCUGGAUCAAGCUUCUGCCUCGAAUCCAGGGAUUCAAGUGGGAGCAAACGGUUCUCAAACUGGAUAAUGGUGCCCUGGCGCAUCGGCUUGUCAGGGUGCCCAAGAAGGAUACCUGA